Messenger RNA from Daucus carota subsp. sativus, 992 nucleotides. Its product is annotated as germin-like protein 9-3. The transcript has a single exon. Gene Ontology annotation, molecular function: manganese ion binding. Gene Ontology annotation, cellular component: cell wall. The record is from RefSeq and is a predicted model, not a curated record. Bases 224 to 856 code for a protein of 210 amino acids. NCBI's taxonomy places the organism in Eukaryota, Viridiplantae, Streptophyta, Magnoliopsida, Apiales, Apiaceae.
UUCUCAUAGGUUUUGGCACAGCUGUAGCAACACAACAUCAAUAACAAAGUUAAAACAUUGUAGUCCACAUUCCACAAUGAGAAGUGUUCCAGGUGCAACAACAACUAGAGUCCAAGGAUCAAGAUCAUAAUUCCAUACUAUAAAUACUUGCCUCUUGUGGGUUUCUAGUCAACAUCAAGGAAAAGAAACCAAAAGUUCACUUUAAGUGUAGACUACAUACACCAUGGGAUCAUCACCAAGAUCAUUUCUCUGCUGGUUCUUUUUCUUGGUGGCUUCUUUCUCUGUCGUCGAGAUCACAAUGGCUGGUGAUCCAGAUAUCCUCACCGACUUCAUAGUCCCAUCCAACGUAACCUCGAUUGAUGGGAACUUCUUUACAUUCACUGGCUUCAGGGUACUUGUUGGUGCACAAACUCCACCUGCUUUUAAGGUCUUGAAAGCAAGCAUGGCCGAAUUUCCAGCGCUCAAUGGUCAGAGUGUUUCGUAUGCUGCUCUUCAGUUCCCUGCUGGCACGACAAACCCUCCUCACACUCACCCUCGUGCAUCUGAGCUUCUUUUCGUCCUUGAUGGGACUCUGGAAGUUGGCCUUAUUGACACGACUAACAAGCUCUACACUCAGACCCUGCAGACUGGUGACUUGUUUGUUUUUCCCAAAGGACUUGUUCACUUCCAGUUUAAUGCGGAUGCACAGAAGCCUGUUCUAGCAGUUUCUGCAUUCGGGAGCAGUAGUGCAGGAACUGUCUCAAUUCCAAGCACUGUGUUUGCCACAGGGAUCGACGACAACAUCUUGGCUCUCUCUUUUAAAACUGACGUUGCCACAAUUCAGAAAAUCAAAGCCGGUCUUGUUCCAAAGCCUUGAAAAAUAAGCUUCAUUCUCAAAUUGUAUUGAAUAAACAUUCUUCGCGCAAGUUCUGACUUGUUAGUGAAAAUCAACAAUAUUUCACAACAUUAUCAUAAUUAUCUGAAUUCAAAUUCUACUCGGGCUGUUAAAUUAA